Messenger RNA from Patiria miniata (bat star), 762 nucleotides. Its product is annotated as retinoschisin-like. The record is from RefSeq and is a predicted model, not a curated record. Lineage: Eukaryota; Metazoa; Echinodermata; Asteroidea; Valvatida; Asterinidae. Bases 1 to 762 code for a protein of 253 amino acids. The transcript has 5 exons.
AUGGGUUUACCACCAGACGUCACUACUGAGGAGUGUAUUUUUUCCCUGCAAACGUACAUUAUAGUGACGAUCUCGUGUCAUCAAGUCUGCUUCAUCGGAUCGGAGUACAACCCACAUUCUGGUAUCUCACCCCGUUGGUUCUUACCGUGCGAAGAUCCGUGCGAAUGCACUGCUAUACGCCUGGGCGGAAUGCGCAUCCCUGCUUCGUCAUACCGCCAGGGGGCGCCCCACUACCUGAACGAGCUUUUCCUGAGCGAGGAUUCCGACGAAAUUCAAGCUUACUUCGACUGUCAGCCUGCAGAGAAUAAUCCAGCUGAGUGUUCAAGCCCGCAACCCCUUGGUAUGGAGGACGGGACAAUCCAAGAUGAACGAAUCACGGCGUCCAGUAGUUACUACUGUUGUUCUGCCAGUGAGGCACGCCUCAACCAUGACAACGGAUGGAUAGCCGAGAGUGACGAUGCCAAUCCGUGGAUCGAGGUGGACCUCGUUGAGCCUACAGUGGUGAGCGGGGUCAUCACACAAGGCUACAGGGGCACUUUGUAUGUGGAAAAGUACAUGGUGGCGUACAAGAAACAGCCCUCAUUUGACUAUGAACACGUUAAUGGAAACAUCAAGGUGUUCAUCGGUAACACUGAUGGCCACACCCCGGUCACAAGCCUGUUUGAUGAGAGUGUGGAGGCCACGGUAGUGCGCAUUGAGCCUACUGAAUGGUAUGGUGGUGUUGGUCUGCGAUUGGAGCUGCUUGGAUGUCGUCGUGAUUAA